This is a messenger RNA of Nymphalis io (European peacock), 3714 nucleotides long. RefSeq names its product ubiquitin carboxyl-terminal hydrolase isozyme L5 (gene Uch-L5). Gene Ontology annotation, cellular component: cytoplasm. The record is from RefSeq and is a predicted model, not a curated record. Bases 116 to 1090 code for a protein of 324 amino acids. Lineage: Eukaryota; Metazoa; Arthropoda; Insecta; Lepidoptera; Nymphalidae. The transcript is spliced from 7 exons. Gene Ontology annotation, molecular function: cysteine-type deubiquitinase activity. Gene Ontology annotation, biological process: ubiquitin-dependent protein catabolic process; protein deubiquitination.
UUUGCCGAAAGCCAAAGAGUAAGUAAAUGAAAUUAUAUUCAUGUUUCUAUCACAUUUGGACUUGGAUGAAGCUUAAAGGAUUCUAAUACUGACUUGACAGAACAGUUCCACCAAAAUGGAGUCUGCUGGUGAUUGGUGUCUUAUUGAAAGUGAUCCCGGUGUAUUUACACAGUUAAUCAAAACAUUCGGUGUUAAUGGAGUUCAAGUUGAGGAAAUGUGGUCAAUAGAUGAAGGGGAGGGAGUAUUUGAUAAUUUAAGGCCUGUUCAUGGACUUAUUUUCCUCUUCAAAUAUUUACAACAUGAGGAGCCACCACAUCCCGUUGUGACAGAUGGUCGCUUGGAGACGAUAUAUUUUGCCAAACAGGUUAUAAACAAUGCAUGUGCUACGCAAGCUGUUGUAAGCUUAUUACUGAACUGCAAUCAUCCAGAUGUAGACUUAGGACCUGAACUAACGAAGUUAAAGGAAUUUAGUAUGUCGUUUGACCCAAGAAUGCGUGGUCUCACUCUAAGCAAUUCCCAGACUAUACGCACUGCCCACAAUUCAAUGUCCAAUCAAACACUUUUCGAAUUUGAUCAAAAGGCACCAACAAAAGACGAAGAUGCAUAUCAUUUUAUUGGUUACAUUCCCAUAAAUGGUCGUCUUUAUGAGCUGGAUGGUCUUCGGGAAGGGCCAAUCGAUCAUGGUCCGAUAGCGCCUGGACAAGAUUGGCUCAGUGUUGUACAACCUAUUAUAAAGAAGAGAAUCAAUGUGUAUAAUGAGGGUGAAAUUCAUUUUAACUUGAUGGCUCUCAUAUCGGACAGAAAAAUGUUAUACGAGAGACAAAUACAAGAAUUAGUUCGCGAAACUCAAAUUCUCGGUAUGGAAACAGACGAUACUGAAAAGGAAAUACGUAGAUUGAAAAUGUUGAUCGAAUAUGAAGAUGCAAAAAUGUUAAGAUACCGUCAGGAAAUGGCGCGCAGGAGACACAAUUACUUGCCGUUUAUCAUAACCCUUUUGAAGAUAUUAGCUGAAGAGAAGAAACUGUUGCCGCUGUACGAGAAGGCUAAGGAGCGCGCGCUCAAGAAGGGUCAGAAGAAAGUAAGAGUAUAACAGGAAGCUUCGGGAGGGCGCAGGGUUGAACGAUCACGUCCCCCGCGCCGCGUCUCCCCGUCUAGCCCCUCGCGAGUGCUGGCCCCCUCUGAACAUAUGCAAUAUUCUUUAGCUGAUUUAGACUCUAUAUUUAUAGAACCACAAGGUUCGCGUACUCAAACUUUUGAAUUUGAACCACAACCGAAAAUGCCAGAUAACUUCAUGGAAUCCCCUAAUAGUAUAGAUUUGGACAUGAUGCCAUCGGAUGAUUUUCUAAAGGAUGUUAUGCUAGAGCCUGGCUUGGAACACAGUCUUUUAGAUGUUGAUAAUAUAUUUGAUGAUAAUUUGAUGCUUGGGACAGAUGAUUUACCUCAAGGCGAUAUACUGGAUACAGAUGACUUUCUCUUAAAUAACUAUUUAAACCAACCGGAGCCUGAACAGAGACAAGACAAUUUAGAUUAGUCAUUGUAUUAUGCUAAUAUAUCAUUAUGUAUUCUCAUGCGGCGUUUAACAAUAUUUAAUAGCUGUAAAGCUUUUUCGAUAUUAUCGCUUUGUAGAUUUAUGAAAUAUAAUAUACUUUGUAAUAUUGUAUAUUUUUGUUCUGAGUUGGCAUUUUGCGAUAUUUAAUAGCAGAUAAACUCUGCGAUAAUAUCGCUUCGUAGAUUUAUUAAGUAUAAUAUAUCAUACAUUAAAAAUUUAAAUUAGUAAAUGGUGAUUAUUUAUGGAAGGACUAAACUUUGUCGUUAUUAUAAUAAUAUAAUGUUCUGCAAUAAUUUAUGAAGAAGUAUUCUCUUUCUAAUGUAGAAUUGUUUGUAUUAUAAUGAAAUAUUAAUUAUUCUACAAAUAAUACUUAAGAUUUAUUUAAAUCAUCUAAAUGAUGAAAAUUGUUUAUUGAUCUAGUUAAAAUUUAAUUGUUUAAUUAAUAUUCUGAAAACGUCUUAAAAUGUAUAACUACACACUUUUUAAGAGUUCUAACUGGGUGUUAUUGUAAGAUUUAAUAACAAAUAUAAUUGAACAUCACACUGUUUAUAUGAUGAAUUAGUUUCAGAUUAUGUGAUUAUUAUCUAGUAUUCAGUGUCUAUGUGUGUCUGUGUAGUAGUAUCCCAUUGCUAUAUAAAAUUUAGUUAAGUGCAUUCCUCGCAUAAUUAUAUAAAAUACAUAGUUUUUUGCAUUUAUAUUCUUAAUAAAAUAUAAUAUUACAAUAAUCAAUGUAUUAUAUAUGCAGAUAACAAGCGUUAUUUAUCGCAAAUAAAUAUUUUACAAUAAAAUGUACAUUUUAAAAUAUUUAUUAAGUGUAGCGGUUCUUAAAAAUAAAUUAUUAAGUAAAAAAAAAGUUAAGGCUAGUUUUGGUGAUUAAAAAAUCUGAAUGUUGUUGUUUAUAGUUAAUAUUUCAUUAUUGGAAGGGGAUAUACAUAUGUAAAUAUCUUAUGUUACAGAAGAACAUCAAAAUUCAGAAAGGGGUCACAUGAGAUGGUACAAAUAUUAAAAUAUUCUAAUUAGAUUGCUGUCUUUUGUGCUGUUUUGGACACUGAUUUUUAUUUUAGAAACUUACGGCUUCAUCUAUAAAUGUCGUUUAGAGGUUGAUUAUGCAAUGUUGUACUUUUCUUUGAAUAUCAAAUCAACUAUGACAGAAAGAAAUAAAUCAGUGUUUCGAUAAAAAGCCGCUAAACGACGUUUGUAAGGCUGUUCAUAAUUAAUAAGUUAAUCAAUAUACCAUGCAUAGUAUUAUGCUCGUGAAUAUGAGAAUUAAGUUUAUUAUUCACUGAGUUGCCGGAUCCUAUUAAAGGAUACAAUUUUUAUGUCGGCGUUCCGUGUGGCCUUAUUGAUGUAAUUAGUAUAUUAUAUUUCUAGUCUUUUGUGCUGGAUCGACUUACAGUGUAAGUAUUAAAAACAGUUAUGUAAAGCAUUUAUUCAUUUGUUAUAUGAAAAUACCAGCUGAUGUAAAAAUAUUACACGUUGUAACAAAAUUCUUAACUAGAUCGUCUCCAUUUAGUACUUAGAUUUAGGUUCCUAGGUGUCGGUCAAGAUGAGAAAUAUAACAACGUUAAUAAAAUUGUUAAAAUCCACGGCUCUGUUCUUUUUUCUGAUGUCUCGUUAAUAUCUUGAUGUAAUGUAAUUAAUAUCCAUUAAUGCUUAAAUAAUCGUAAUCAAAAUAUAUUAGAUAAAAUAGUUAAAAUGUAUGUAACUGUUGUAAGUCUCGUUUGUGAUUUCGCACCUUGCCAGGUUACUGUAGUAAGGAAUGAUUCAUUUUACGGACCCUAAAAUUGUCUACGAGGCGUAAUUUAUAAGCUGCUAUUGGCUUGUUAUAAAUAAUAUGAGAGAAGAUGAUUCGAAUGUAUGUAAAUGUUAAAUAUUCUGAUAUCCGUAAGCGAACCAAAUUGUUUCUCGGUGUACCAAAGACCGGGCUUUUGUGGUAGUAAUACUAUUGUUAAUAUGAAGUACGUCGAUGCGUUUUUGUGCAAUUUAUUGAAAAUCAAUAGAAUUUUAAAGUUCAAAAGUAGUUCUUCUUAUGACCUUUAUCUAAGUCUAAGAGUUGAAUAUUAUCUUUGUAUCUUUAGAACAGCAAUUGUAACUGCAUUUGUCCUUUUUCAAUGAAGUAGUCGAUGGCUUUCCUUUGGUGUCAAUAAAUAUAGUGUUGCUAAAGA